AUGCUAGCAAAGACGAUAGGAGAACGAAACGUAGGCGAAUACCUGUCGGGUAAGCGACCGCACAGAGUUGAAUUCGGCAACCAUCGCUCCUUCUAUACGCGAUGGGAGUUCUCUGAAGCAGAGAUUAGGAAAAACCUCAAGUCCGGAGCGGUCGGAAUUUGGCCCCCGGACGCAGAGCCUCCGGAAGUGAUAAGCCCGAUGGGCGUGGUAGAGUCUGCGGGGAAAGAGCGCCUGAUUUGUAAUGAUAGAUACGUCAAUGCCUUCCUCGAGCAGAUUCCGUUCGAAUACGAGAAGCUGAGAGACAUCCUGGCGUUCACGCUAAGAGGUUUCUUCAUGGCAACUGCAGACUUGAGGUCAGGUUACUUCCAUGUGCCAAUUCAUCCGGCAUACUGGAAGUAUUUCGCGUUUAAAGUCGGAAAGACUGUCUUCUUCUACAAGGUCCUGUGCUUUGGAUUUGCUCAAGCCUGUUACGUCUUCACCAAGGUCAUGAGAGGGCCAAUCCUUGAACUCCGGGCUAGGGGUGUUCCGCUGUCUGGCUACAUAGAUGACUCUUUCACGGCAGCUCCGACUUUUGGGAGAGCGCUACGUCAAAUUCUGUUCAUUGUGAGGCUUAUGGGUGUUGCGCUGGGCGCGCACUUCGGACUGCCGAAGUGUCAACUCGAGCCAGUGCUCCUUCUGAAGUGGCUCGGAUUCCUGGUCGAUUCGGAGCAAGCGGAGUUCAGACUGGGAGAAGGCAGGAUGGAGAGGCUGAGGAGUGCACUAGCGGAAAUGGCGGAAAGCCCUACGACGUCACCCAGGAAGCUCGCGAAGAUGGCCGGCUUGCUAGCGUCGACGGCGCCUGCGAUCCUCCCGGUGGCGCUCUACAGUAGGUCUUUUUACGGGGCGCUCAGCGGAAAGGAGACCUGGGACGAACUUUUCCCGACACCGGCGGAGGUAGCGGAAACGGCGACCUUCUGGUUGAAGAACCUGGAGAGGUGGAACGUAAGAAGAUGGUGGCCUAGGCCAGUGGCGGUGAGCGCGCACGUGGACGCAUCAGAGAUCCGCUUUGGCGGCUGGGCGGAACUUCCGGAUGGGCGGAGACUUGAAAUAGAAGGAACAUUCUCGGAAGUACAGGCAGGAGGGUCCAGCACAGAGAGAGAAGUAAUCGGAUACGCGGCGGCGAUAAAAGUUGUGACGGAGAAGGUACCGGAACUGAUAACGGAGCGGGCGGUGAUGCUGACCGGGGACAGUCAAGCGGGGCUCGCAGCCAUCGGGAAGUUUCGCAGUUCGGUUCCGCUGAUCCGUUCCGCUCUGAAGCAGGUCCUCGAACUGUGCGCGGAAUUCCGUUGCGAUCUGGUAACGAGGUGGGUUCCGCGAGAGGACCUGGCGGAAGCGGAUGCGUUGUCGAGAGAACCGGAUGCGUCCGACUGGGGAGUCUCGGCCAGCGUGUUCCGGAAGCUGACGGAGCACUUUGGGGUUAACCCGUCGAUAGAUCUAUUUGCCUCAGCAACUUUCCACGUGGCGGAACGCUUCGUCGCGAAGUACUAUACCCCGGGGUGCACGGCGGUGCACGCGAUGGCGCUCGAUUGGAGGGAACUAGUUCAGGCGGGAGAGAGCGCCUGGAUCUUUUCGCCGGUCGGCCUGACGACGCAGGUCCUGGAGCGCCUGAGCAACUUCCGAGUCAACGCUCUCGUCUGCAUUUCUGCGCCGAAAGGGUCUCUAGCGGAAACCCAAAUCCGAGGGUUUCAAGGCGCUAACGCGCUGACGAGGCGAGCAGCAGCCCGCAAGAACUUGGACUGCACGGGGAUCUCGGCACUGGGUUCCUCUCGAACCGUCUUGCUCCAGCCGGCCCGAACUAAUUGA
Molecule: messenger RNA, 1842 nt
Organism: Klebsormidium nitens
Lineage: Eukaryota; Viridiplantae; Streptophyta; Klebsormidiophyceae; Klebsormidiales; Klebsormidiaceae
Source: the annotation of a GenBank genome assembly